Acipenser ruthenus (sterlet) is the source of this 5229-nucleotide messenger RNA. Its product is annotated as palmitoyltransferase ZDHHC7-like. Gene Ontology annotation, biological process: peptidyl-L-cysteine S-palmitoylation; protein targeting to membrane. Gene Ontology annotation, cellular component: Golgi apparatus; endoplasmic reticulum. Gene Ontology annotation, molecular function: protein-cysteine S-palmitoyltransferase activity. Bases 333 to 1307 code for a protein of 324 amino acids. NCBI's taxonomy places the organism in Eukaryota, Metazoa, Chordata, Actinopteri, Acipenseriformes, Acipenseridae. The record is from RefSeq and is a predicted model, not a curated record. The transcript is spliced from 9 exons.
UCUUCCAGGGCAAUACCUGAAUGUUUCCGAAUAGUUCCGGGUGAACCCGACUCUUGCAUUACGAAUUCCGAGGAGAGCCGAAGAGAACUCCGGAAGUAGUAGUGCCCGUAUUGUGCGAGAAGAUUUACAAUGGGGGAAACUGCAAUAAUAGAACGAAUCAAAUUGUGUUUCAAUUUAUUUUAAACAACUGAAGUAAGAAAACCAUUGAAGCCAGCAUUCUACGAUCCCCUGUUCUGAAUCCAGUGCUGUAGAACUCACCAGAAUAGAGGCCUGAUACAAGGACAUUAUGCUGGCAUAACAUUGAUGUAGAAAGCAGGCAGCAGUGAGGGACCAUGCAGUCUUCAGGUCACCGGCUCCGGGAUGUGGAGCACCACCCCCUUCUCAACAACGAGGAGGACUUUGAUGGGCCGUCCUCCGAGAGCGAGCUGCCCGACCAGAUCUGGUUCAUCCGGGAUGGCUGUGGCUUGGUCUGCGCUUUCAUCACCUGGUUCCUGGUCCUCUACGCAGACUUUGUGGUGACUUUUGUCAUGCUGUUGCCUUCCAAGAACUUUUGGUUCUCCUUGAUCAAUGGAGUCGCUUUCAACUUCCUGGCAGUGCUAGCCCUCACAUCCCACCUCCGGACAAUGCUGACAGACCCUGGAGCUGUGCCAAAGGGGAAUGCCACUAAAGAGUACAUGGACAGCUUGCAGCUGAAGCCAGGAGAGGUGAUCUACAAGUGCCCCAAGUGCUGCAGUAUAAAACCUGAGAGGGCACACCACUGCAGUAUUUGCAAGAGAUGUAUUCGAAAGAUGGAUCACCACUGUCCCUGGGUAAACAACUGCGUUGGGGAAAGCAAUCAGAAAUUCUUUGUACUCUUCACAAUGUAUAUAUCAAUCAUCUCUGCUCAUGCCCUCAUCUUAGCCGGUUUUCAGUUUUUCACCUGUGUCAAAGACCAAUGGACUGAAUGCAGCGACUUCUCCCCCCCGGCAGCAGUGAUCCUGCUGAUCUUCCUCUGCCUGGAGGCGCUACUCUUCCUCACCUUCACAGCCGUGAUGUUUGGAACUCAAAUCCACUCCAUCUGCAAUGACGAAACGAUGCCAUCUCCCAAGGUGCGUAGGAAGCGAGAUAGCAGACUGAGUGCCGUUAAUAUGGAAAUCGAAAGGCUGAAGAACGAGAAGCCCACCUGGGAGCGGCGGGUGCGCUGGGAGGGCAUGAGAAUGGUGUUCGGGGGCCAGCCCUCCCUGCUCUGGAUCAACCCCUUCGCUGGCCUGAGACUGCGACGCCUGCUUUCCAGGACAAGAAAAGGGGGAGCGGAGUUCUCCGUCUGAGCCCCGUCACACACUGUUCUAUACCAAUAUCCUGUAUGUGUGUAGUUAUACAUGUACAGUACAGAUACACAUUUUAGACAGUCAGUCUCCUAUAUGUAAAAUGAUAUUACUAUGGACUGCAUCUGUAUUUUAAGCUGGGACUAGUUAGUUGUUGCUUGUCAUCAGCAAGACUUGAGUCUUAAUACUUGUGGAUGACUAGGAUCUCCAUGAGAUUGCCUGAAUUGCAGUACAGCUGGAAUUUUAUUUUCUUGUCCUUUUUUGGCAGGUGUUUUGAUUGCUGUUUUACUUUUUAAAUGAAGACUUAACACGUCCUAAUAUUUACCCUCAAGGAACUCUGUUAAAAAAAGAACUCAACCGAUGCUUAGAAGAGACUCUUUGCUUUUGAUAAAUGGUCAGUAAUGAACACUAGGGUGCCAGUCUUAAAAGAUGACAAAGUAACGCUGGUGAAGUUCAGCGUGGGCUGUAGGCACCUGUAACAAAGAUGCUGGUUUGCCAAAGGCACUGGUCUCGUGUGCUGGAUCAUCCUGGAUCAUUGCUGCUCACUCGCUCCAUAAUGGUUCUCAGGCCAGUUGUAGGUCUGCAAUAUGUAACUGAUACUAUGUCUGUGAUAGGAAACCACUAUAUACUGGAGAAAAAAACAAAAAAAGAUCUUACUCGAGAUGUUUCACUAUUAUUUUUAUUUUAUUGUGUGUUUGAGGCUCUAAAGGAUGUAGUUCUAAUUUUAGCAGAUUACAUCCACAUUUUAUGAAUGGACGUACUAAAAUUACUUUAAUUAUAGCUGUUUGUUUUUUAUUCUGUAGUCGCUCAUGUUGUAUAUAUUUUAAAACAUCAAUCCUCAAGGUUUAGGCGUCUGAUUGUUUACCAGGUUUAAUUCUGCUUUGAGUCAGAUUGAAUUAAUCCCAGGGUAGUGUACUGGCUGAGACUGGGUGUCUGAUUUCAAGUAAUUCCGGGCAAGUUUUCAAAGCUAAAUUGGCAUAAUUUGUUAUGAAAAUAUGUAUUGGACACAAGUUUAAUUUAUAAACCAGCUAAAUUGUGAGAUAAAUCAGAGCAGAUUAAAAAGAUUUGAGUAGUUCACAUAAAAUGUGUGCCGAAGAGCAAUGAAAUUUAGGUACUGUCUGUGUCGCCUACCAAUUUUCACUGUUGUAUGGCACAUAUCUUUCCCAGUCAUAUCUGCAAACUGGCGAAGCAUUUUUUAUUAAACCAUGUAAAUAAUUUAUGUACUGUAAUAUUUGCAUAUUACUCUUCAGACCACACGCUAUUCCCGUUUUCUAAUGACUGACCAUAAAAAUCUACAAGCAAAGUGAACGAACAAAAAUAACCAGUAGAUAAUUACUAGCUUUAUUCAUGUAUCUCUCAAUUUAAAGCAAAUGCUGCACAAUCAUGCAAUUCCCGUAGACUAUAUUGUAGUGUGCAUGCUCGUCAUCCCUGCAUUACUACUACUACUGUUUCAUAGAAAAUGAACACCUGUGACAAGUUUGGUAUACUUGCAGAAUGUAUUAUAAGUGUACCAUUUAUAUAUUUUUUUUAAUUACUCUCUAUCUCCUUAUUUUUAUUUGUCACCAUGUUUGAGCUAUAGUGUGUCAGAAUUCAAGAAUACAGUAUUUAUUAUUUGAAUGAUUAUGAAUAUUUUUUAAAGUUAGCAUUUUUGUAGAAAAGGGUAUAUGUUUGUAUAUUAUAUAUGUGUUAUAUAUAAUAUAUAUAUAAACAUUUUAAAUCCUAUUGCUGUGCUAUCACUACAGUUUUGUUUGAGGAAUACUGUAUUAAGAUUUGGUUGCUAGACAGCAAAUGUUUUCAGGUUAUUUUCUUAAAGGUUUAAUUGUAUUGAAUUCAGCUGAACUCUUAAAUAUUCCUCCUCCAUUGAUUAUUACAUGUAUCAAUAAGAAUGAUCGCUGUAGUGUAUUCUGUAUUUAUAACUUCAGUAGUAAAAGGAACAGAAUUACAGAACAGAGCUGCCUUGUUGUAAGUCGGACCGUUAUACCACAGGACUGGUUAAUUUAUCCAAAGUGACUUGCAGAAAUUAAACAAAAUAAUACAUUAAAAAAUGAGAAGAGGUAGCACGAAGGAACGACUCCAUGUACAUACUUGAAUUGUAACCCAUUGGAAGCAUCUUCUGGUGAAGUGAAAUUUGCACAAUCAAGUUUUUUUUUUAAUAUAUAAAAAAAAAAAAAAAGUGCCACAGAAGUGUGACUGAUCUUUAGUUAGUUUGAGUAGAUCAUUUGAUAUAAUUAUACAUUGUUAUCCUCAGCUGUAAUAAAUUGCUUAUGCAGAACUUUGGACUGAUGUGGAAAAGCAUAAUGCAACUUGUUCUAUUACCAUUUCAAUGAAUGCAUUUGGGCAGAUUGGCAAGUGGACUUUAAGGCAGUCUUUUUUUUUUUGUAUGUAAGCAAAUAAAGAAAUGUAGAUUUGUUGUAUUGCUUUAAACACCAUUGCUGGGUAUCUAAAUCCAGCCUGCCCUAAUAUAGUUGGAAAAUAUAUAUAUUUAUUAAUUCAGUUUAGAAGGGAUUUCAAGAGUAAGUAGCAGUGUUCCGAAAAAUACAGCGUUACAAGUCCCCACGUGUUGCUACAACUGUUUAAAUAACCUACCUGUAAUUUUUCUUUUCAUUUUUAACAUCCUAACAACCUUUUACGCAUAUAACUUUAAAAUCUGCUUUCAAAGCUUUUUUCAAAAUGUCCACUCUAGUGCAGUGAUAGUCCAAGCAUUAUUGCCCACAUUGUCAAACAGGUAACACAACAAUAGAUCCAUGAUGUGGUACGGAACAGAAAUGCCAGAGCACUUGUUAAGGUUUUUUUCAUCGCUCUUCCUACAGGGAUUUAGAGGACAGAUCUCAAACCCCAGUGCACUGGAGUAGACAUUUUGAAAAGAGCUUUAAAACAGACUUUAAAGUUAUGUGUAAAAAUUUGUCAGGAUGUUAACAAUGAAAAGAAAAAUGACAGGUCUGUUAUUGAAACAGUUGUUGCAAUACGCAUGGAUGUAUAAUGCUAUAUUUUUUGGAACCCCGCUACUUAGUCUUUACGUUUCCAGUACAAUGGUAGAAUACUUGUCUAUCUUGCCUCCCCUGCUAUUGUGCCUCCAUAAAAUCAGUGCAGAUGCCAAUGAUAAACCAGGAUUUUUAAAUGGCCUAAAGCUCUUUAGUACUGUACUAUUUUAGCAUGUACCUUUGGAGUGACUAUGGUUUGAGUUGGUAUCUACCCUCUCCUAAGAAAACUUUCUCCUUUUGCUGUAACACUAAUAAAUGUAAGCGCUGUCUUACUCAGUUAGUCUAUUAUAUUGGAGCCUGACAAUUAGAAUUCUCGUGAAGCUUUUGGUUGUGUGGGAAAGUGCUGAGUUAGAGGUGGGGGUUUUAUAAGAAAUAUUGCUUCUUUUUUUGGUAUUAGUGAUGACAAGCUCGUUCCUAUCCCAAGUAUUACCAAUGUAAUGAGCCAUGGAAUGCAAGAGGGGAACGGUUCACCAGAAGACAUAAACAUACAUCAGCUGUCUUUAUUUGUACACUAUCACUAAAAAGAGGUAUAUCACAAAGAUCUGUCUUUGUAUCCCGAACUGUCUGAUUGCCAUUAGUGUUUCUUAUACAAUUGGUUAAUAAAAUGGUGCUAAACAGGGUUUUACAAAUUCAAUGCAUUUGCCAAAGUAUGUAUCCUACAACAACUGAUUCUGUUAAUGGAGUUGCAACUGUUCCAAUGUAUUGUUAUUAUGAAUGAUUGGUUAUGUUAUAAAUUUAUUUGAUAUGGUAAGACAAGGAAAAACAAUGUAGAUGAUAAAGAAACUGGAAAAGUAAUUGAGUUAUUUGUUUGAUUGUUAUAUUUCUUCUAAGUGGCUGUUUGCAGUUUGUUUAUCAUGAUGGUGCACCCUUGGUACAUAUUGCAAAGACCCAAAACAAUGUGACAAUAUUUUGUCCCCAAAAUAUAGGCUUUUGCAUUGUAUUUA